Molecule: messenger RNA, 1648 nt
Organism: Eleginops maclovinus (Patagonian blennie)
Lineage: Eukaryota; Metazoa; Chordata; Actinopteri; Perciformes; Eleginopidae
Gene: sugct
Product: succinyl-CoA:glutarate-CoA transferase
Molecular function (GO): catalytic activity
Source: RefSeq, a predicted model, not a curated record
UUUCCGGACUCUUAUUUUGAAAGCGCGGCCCGGAAAAUCUGUUUCUGUGAUUCUAACUUGAUGCUAACUUGAUGCUAACAGUUGGAAUAUGUCGGCCGCUGUCAGACUGUUUAAAGGCCGAUUAUCGGCCCUCUGUCUGCGGGGUUUAGCUCCACAGACACCGGGGGGUCCUCCAGUGAGAGAUCCGGUGAAAGGACGGCGGCUCUCACACUCAGAAACAGGAGGAGGCGUGGCCCCGCUGCACGGGGUCCGAGUGUUGGACCUCACCAGAGUUCUGGCUGGGCCCUUUGCCACCAUGAUUCUGGGGGACCUGGGGGCCGAGGUGAUCAAAGUGGAGCGACCAGGUGCGGGGGACGACACCAGAUCCUGGGGGCCCCCAUUUGUUGGCGCAGAGAGCGCAUAUUUCCUGAGCAUCAACAGGAACAAGAAGAGUAUCUGUGUCGACAUGAAACACCCCCAGGGAGCGAGCGUCAUCAAGGAGCUGGCAGCAGUGUGUGACGUGUUGAUGGAGAACUUCCUCCCGGGGAAACUCUCUUCCUUGGGUUUGGGAUUCGAUCAGCUGAUCAGAGUGAACCCUCGCCUGGUGUACUGCUCCAUCUCAGGUUAUGGGCAGACUGGUCCCCUCUCUCAGUCUCCGGGUUAUGACUCCAUCGCCUCGGCCGUGUCGGGGAUGAUGCACAUCACGGGACCCGAGGACGGGGGUCCGGUGCGUCCCGGCGUGGCAAUGACGGAUCUGGCCACUGGGCUGUACGCUCACGGAGCCGUCCUGGCCGCCCUGCUGCAGAGAGAGAGGACGGGGGGGGGGGCGCACAUCGACUGCAACCUGCUGUCCUCACAGGUUUCCUGUCUGAGUCACAUCGCAGCAAACUUCCUGAACGCCGGACAGGAGGCGAAACGCUGGGGGACGGCCCACCAGAGCAUCGUCCCCUACCAGGGCUUCAGCACCAGAGACGGACACAUCGUGGUGGCUGCAGGAAACAACACACAGUUCGUCAGAGUGUGUGAAGUGCUGCAGCUGAAGGAGUUGGCAGAAGAUCCAAAGUACAAGACCAACAAGCUGCGAGUUCAACACCGCAAAGAACUGCUAUACACACUGUCACACAGGUUCCUGCAGGAGACGACAGCUGAUUGGCUGAAGCAGUUUGAGGGAUCAGGUGUUCCUGUUGGACCAAUCAACAACAUCCAGGAAGUCUUCUCCAACCCACAGGUGAAGCACAACGGACUCAUCCAGGAGAUGAAGCAUCCAACAGCAGGAACCAUCAGUGUACCAGGACCCGCGGUGCGUUUCAGCAGCUUCCCCCCCGCCGAGCCGACGCCCCCUCCUGUGAUUGGUCAGCACACGGUUCAGGUGCUGAGAGAGACCCUCUCCUACUGCGAUGAUGUCAUCGAUGCGCUGCUGGAGUCCAGCGCUGUGGCACAGAACGCAGUGUCCUGAUUGGCCGAGAGACGGGAAGUACACAAUCACAACCAACACUAAAGAAGUCAACCUUUCUCAGGGAAUAACGCCGUAUACUUCACAUUAUUUAAUUUAAAACCAUAGUAUUUAAUGCUUUGUUGUUUUAAACACUCCUGAUCUGUUUGCACGUCUUUGAUUGCAAAAGAUAAAGUGUUAUUUUUGCACUAAAUACAAAUAAAAAAUAUUUCUUCA